AGGAGACACGGAUCAGUUUGCGGCAACGCCACUGGCAUUGUUACCCCGAUAAUCGCCUAUCACAGACUCGAGGCGGCCAGCCAGAAGACGGUGGCGUUUGACAAGCUCAGCCCAUUCAUUUAUACCGAUCGAAGCAAGAAGCAUGCCGAAGUCAGCCCCCAGCCUCCCCAGACUGCCCGCGCAGUAAAGUACCUGCGUCAAAAUGCUUUCCCUCGAUGUCUGGUCUUUGACGGUUGGCAGAUAGAUUCGCAGCGUUUCGACAAGCAUCUCUACCAUAUGGAGGGGAAAGUCAGCCAUUGGGGAAGGCAUGGCUCCCAAAGGAUCACUUUCGUCGUUCCUGUGCGUCGCGAAGCUCGAAUUUAUGCUCUUAAACACCGAGACAAUGCUAAAGCUCUGUUCGCGGAAUAUCUCGAUAAAUCGUUUCAGGUACCGCUCUGUCUGCUGGCCGCCUGACCACGUGCUGGUAGCUUUGUCCUUUCGAAGUCGUUCCUCAUCUGCUAGGUCUCUUAGAGGUUCCAGUGCUUCCAGUGUUGUCAAGAGCGUAGACAAACGGCAGACCAAGAAGACGGCCGGGAGUGCGUCUUCAGUUGAUGCAUCAGUCACCAGAUCCGGAACGAUUCGUUUGAGCCAGCCCAUCGUUCGAACGGCAGCGGCAAGCUUGAGAUUGGGCGCUUUGAGCGUUCCAAUGAGAUCUGCAGCCAUCUGCCGAAUGGCAGCAUCCGCCUCGUCUAGGACCGAAGUGACAAGCGGUGAGUCUGGGUAGAGGGAAGCAAGGCGUCGGACGUGCGCGUAAAGCUCGAGCGUAGAGGAAUGAUUGACCGGUGCGGUCGAGACAGCGGACGAGAGAAGGAGAGGCAUUUCCAUGACAUCAACAAGACGUUCCGAGUUUCGAAGCAGUAGGAGUGCCUGUUUUCUCCGCGCCAGUAACUUGCUCUCGCUGGCCUUGCCAAAAGCCGACGAGAAGUGUUCUGCUUGCGCAUCUAGUCGGGGCACUGCCUGGACAAGAUCUAAGGCUCGCUGGGCCAGAGUCGGUAGGGACGUUCGUAGCGAAGCAUGGCUCGCGGCCGAAUCAACGACGGGUUUGUGGGAUCUCUUCGAAAGCGCUUGUACGGCAAGCAGUAGGGAAUGGGAGGUCUGAGAUAAGACUUGAGGCUCGGAUGAUUGAAGGGAGCUAGACUCUUGUUCGGCAAGAUAGGUCAGGUACUCCAGGGCAGAUGGAUCGUUCGCCUGAUCGGGCGCCAGCAGGUCUCUCAGAGCUUCCGCCAUGGUGGUCUGAAGAGUCGUGUACGGUUGGUCCGGGACGAUGCGACGCGAAAUAAUGUCCUUGGAGGUGUCAAAUCGUCUAGCGCCAGUCGAUUGUAGAAAGGGGGGUAUAUUAGGACAGCAGCAACAACUGCAAGUCUGAUCAUGCGAAUGAAGAAAUGGGAUCUUUAAACCACCUACCAAUCUGCCAAGCUCCAGCAGACACACCCGUGACUGUACGCUCGUGGACGAUCUGGUGUUCUAAAUGAGUGAGGUGGCAGCUGGCCUGUAUGGAAACGACCUAACUAGGCUAUAGGUAGAGAUCUGGUGGGGGCAGAAUGAUGGCGCUGCCAACAUCAGGUACUCGGCCACCCCCCCUGUGAGAUCGGAUUACCUAAGGUCUCAACGUCCAGGCAAUAAUCCAACCUAAGCCUAUCAGAAAGCCAGAACUGCGCUGGCACGGUACGAAUAACGGAUUAAGCUCCAAAGACAGUUCAAAAUGCGACUAUCCAGACCCUUACCCGUGCUGUUCCCACGUGAGCUUCCCCAACAGACGUGACCAGGCGAAUGAAUACCAAGUUUCCUACUCCGUACUCGAGGUAUCCUUUCGUUACGCCGCCUUGCCUCGGCUCAUUUAAAGUCUUUGUUCCUCCGCAUUCUUUUGUUCCCGGCCCUCUCUAUCUGGAUCUUCUUGCUGGGUUCUUGCGAGCACAAACCUCAACCGUUUUGCAACUCCAGUAACUCCCAAUUCAUCCCGCCAGCAUGAAAGAUCCGUUUCCUUUGCAGCCUUCGCCCUGGCUAUCAGAAAAGACACAGCCCUGGGCCGACUAUUUUGACCUGCCUACACUCCCGCUGCACAUACACGAAGUUCUGGCCGCAGCGUUGUUAUACUCGGUCAUCUUCUGGCCUAUAUCACCAUGGAUCUCCAACCUUCUGGCCCCGGAGCACUACUCCAAACUUCCUCGCAAGCGACGGCUCAACUGGGACGCCCACGUUGUUUCCAUGGUUCAGAGCUGCCUAAUCAAUACCCUGGCUAUAUGGGUAAUGUUCGUCGAUGCUGAGAUGAGCAACAUGGAAUGGGAGGAGCGUAUUUGGGGUUAUACUGGUGGUGCUGGAUUCAUCCAGGCUCUUGCAGCUGGAUACUUCCUCUGGGAUUUAGUAGUCACCAGCAUUAACCUCGAUGUUUUUGGCUUGGGAACCUUGGCGCACGCAAUCGCCGCAUUACUUGUCUACUCGCUCGGCUUCCGUCCAUUUCUCAACCACUACGCCUGUGUCUUCAUCCUCUGGGAGUUAUCCACACCUUUCCUCAAUGUUCACUGGUUUAUGGAUAAAAUUAACAUGACGGGUACGCGCGCGCAACUAUACAAUGGCGUCAUGCUCCUUUUCACAUUCUUCUCCUGCCGGCUUAUUUACGGAACUUAUUCAUCCUUCCGUGUGUACCGCGACGUGUGGUCCGCCAUUAAUGUUAACCCCGACAUGAAGGCACUCAAUUUACCAACCAUGUCAUUUGCGCAUCUAGACUCCACGGUGCCCAUGUGGAUUGGCGUCGCCUAUUUGGCCAGCAACGUCACCCUCAACAGUCUUAAUUUUUACUGGUUCUUCAUGAUGAUUCGCGCCGUACGCAAGCGGUUUGUGCCUACGGCUGAAUCAGAGGAAAAGAUUCAAGAGAGCCCAGUGACUGAGGCUGAGAUUGAUCUGUCUUCCGUCUCAACAGGUUUAUCCAAGCCCACUAGCGGUCGUCGCCGCAAGGCAUGAUCGAGUCAGGAAGGCCAGCAGGUCUAGAUGCCUCAUAUGCCAAGACGUUUUCGGGAAGCCCUUCUUGCUGGCCGGAUUUGUGACGGCUGAGAGCUCGCCUUCGAGAACAUUCAGACUACCACUAUCGCUUACCGAACAAGUAUGCUCUCGAGUUUCAAUAACUUUAAACCAUGAAUACAACUCUAUGGAACGGAAGAACCACUCAAUCCUUUUCUCCUGUCUGAUCAUUUUUAUCCCUGUGGCCCCUUUUUUCGAUUCCGUCGCCUUUUCUGUAUUACACAUAGCCAGUUUGCAACGAGACCUGCCUCGUCAAUGAUUUACGUUCUACUACGACAUUGAAUAGACUUAUAGAUGAGAAUAUUAGAAGGGUCUGAUCUGGCUUGUCCAGGAACAGCCAUAAAUAUACUAUUAUUAUUCCACACCUGACUCCCAGGUUGGUCCACCUGACAAAGUCGACAUAUACAUACAAG
Messenger RNA from Fusarium verticillioides 7600, 3467 nucleotides. RefSeq lists its product as hypothetical. Bases 2005 to 2997 code for a protein of 330 amino acids. The record is from RefSeq and is a predicted model, not a curated record. Gene Ontology annotation, cellular component: endoplasmic reticulum; membrane. NCBI's taxonomy places the organism in Eukaryota, Fungi, Ascomycota, Sordariomycetes, Hypocreales, Nectriaceae. The transcript is spliced from 2 exons. Gene Ontology annotation, biological process: lipid homeostasis.